This is a messenger RNA of Diachasmimorpha longicaudata, 8706 nucleotides long. RefSeq names its product uncoordinated-104 (gene unc-104). Lineage: Eukaryota; Metazoa; Arthropoda; Insecta; Hymenoptera; Braconidae. The record is from RefSeq and is a predicted model, not a curated record. The coding region runs from base 341 to 5713 and encodes 1790 amino acids. Gene Ontology annotation, molecular function: microtubule motor activity; microtubule binding; ATP binding. The transcript has 19 exons. Gene Ontology annotation, biological process: microtubule-based movement.
AAGACCGAAGAAUAUGGACAUUAUCGUUUAGUGUGCCAGCGACCAUGAGCGUUGGACCAUCCUGUGAAAGCUCCUGAAGUUGUCAUUUAUAUCGGCUAUUUGGUGAUAUUAUUGGACUCUCAGGUGUCAUGGUGGUGAUGAUAGAUUGCUGUGUAUCGUUGUGCGGUGGUGAUGGUACCUCGGUACACAUUUAGUUUCAGGGAUUACCGUGAUUGCUCGUGUGUCAUUAUUGACAGCUAUUGGGGUGACGAGGGGUGAGACGGAAUAGAGGGAAAAAAGCUCCUCAUUGACAGUGAGAUUUAGUAUUUGAUAAACAAAGGCGACUUUAUAAGCCACCGCGAUGUCUUCGGUGAAGGUUGCGGUGAGGGUUCGUCCCUUCAACAACCGGGAAAUAUGUCGCGAGGCGCAAUGUAUCAUCGAGAUGGCAGGCAAUACGACAUCUAUCAUCAAUCCGAAAGCUCCACCUGGUACGAAAGAGGCCAUAAAAAGCUUCAACUACGACUACUCGUACCACUCCAUGGACGCUGAUGACUCCAACUAUUCCUCCCAGAUAAUGGUCUACAAAGACAUCGGCGAGGAGAUGCUUCAACACGCCUUCGAAGGCUACAACGUCUGUAUCUUCGCGUACGGUCAAACAGGAGCCGGAAAAUCCUACACAAUGAUGGGAAAACAGGAGAAGGGACAGGAGGGUAUAAUCCCCCAGAUAUGCAAAGACCUUUUCCGCAAGAUAAACAAUAAUUCAAGUGACACUGUGAAGCACUCGGUGGAAGUGUCUUACAUGGAAAUUUAUUGCGAACGCGUACGCGAUCUUUUGAAUCCAAAGAAUAAGGGAAACCUUAGGGUGCGAGAGCACCCACUCCUCGGGCCCUACGUCGAGGACCUAUCCAAACUAGCUGUGAUGUCCUACCAAGACAUUCACGAUCUGAUUGACGAGGGCAACAAAGCGCGAACAGUAGCCGCGACCAACAUGAACGAGACAUCAUCCAGAUCCCACGCUGUCUUCACGAUAUUCUUCACUCAACAGAAGCACGACUCAAUCACAGGAUUGGUCACUGAGAAAGUCAGUAAGAUAUCGCUAGUUGAUUUGGCUGGAUCUGAACGUGCUGAUUCAACUGGUGCUAAAGGAACGAGACUAAAGGAAGGCGCCAACAUUAACAAGAGUCUUACGACACUGGGCAAAGUCAUCAGUGCGCUUGCGGAGAUCGCGACGAAGAAAAAGAAGAAGGCAGAAUUUAUACCCUACAGAGACUCGGUGCUGACAUGGCUCCUUCGAGAGAACUUGGGUGGCAAUUCAAAAACCGCGAUGAUCGCUGCUAUCAGUCCUGCAGACAUAAAUUAUGAUGAGACACUGUCGACACUCAGAUACGCCGAUCGGGCUAAGCAGAUUGUCUGCAAGGCCGUUGUCAACGAGGACGCCAACGCCAAGCUCAUACGCGAGCUCAAGGAGGAGAUCCAGAAGCUCCGCGAGCUUCUGAAGCAGGAGGGCAUAGACGUGCAAGAAGGGCCAGAUGGUAGAGUCUCUUAUGAAAAGAAAGAAUCUAGGGAGGACGCAGUGAUAAAGAAUGUAAAGAGAGAGGAGGACAUCAAGGAAGCGCGCCAACGCUUACCAUCACAUCCAACCGCCGAAGAAGCUGUCGAACAGUUGCAAGCUUCAGAGAAGCUCAUUGCAGAGUUGAAUGAGACAUGGGAGGAGAAGCUCAAGCGUACGGAGUCAAUUCGCCUCCAGCGUGAGGCGGUAUUCGCGGAAAUGGGUGUCGCGGUUAAGGAGGAUGGCGUAACAGUCGGUGUAUUCUCACCCAAGAAAACACCCCAUCUAGUUAAUCUCAAUGAGGAUCCACUCAUGUCGGAAUGUCUGAUUUAUUACAUCAAGGAUGGCUUCACGAGAAUUGGAUCAGCUGAGGCAAAUAUUCCUCAGGAUGUGCAAUUAUGCGGUCCGUAUAUUCUCAGUGAGCACUGUGUCUUUGAGAAUCACGAGGGAGUGAUAACACUGAUGCCGAAAGCUGGUGCUUUGACAUACGUCAAUGGCCGGGAGAUCAAUGAACCCAUUGUACUGAAGACUGGAUCCAGGGUCAUCCUCGGCAAGAAUCAUGUAUUCAGAUUCAAUCAUCCUGAUCAGGUUAGGGAACGCCGGGAAAAGAAUUCACCAGCUGACACUCCGGGCAAUGGUGAGACACCUGGAAAUGGAGAGACCGUGGACUGGAAUUUCGCCCAGAUUGAAUUGCUAGAGAAACAGGGCAUCGAUUUGAAGGCGGAGAUGGAGAAAAGAUUGCUGACACUGGAGGAGCAGUAUCGAAAGGAGAAGGAGACUGCUGAUCAGCGUUUCGAGGAACAGAGAAAGAAUUAUGAGGCACGAAUAGAUGCCCUCCAGAAACAGGUUGAGGAGCAGAGUAUGACAAUGUCAAUGUACAGCAGUUACACACCUGAAGAUUUCAACAACAUCGAGGAAGACAUUUUUGUCAACCCAUUAUUUGACGCAGAGAGCAACUGGAGUGAACGUGAGUUCCAGCUGGCUGCCUGGGCAUUUAGAAAAUGGAAGUAUCAUCAAUUCACUUCGCUGCGUGAUGAUUUGUGGGGUAACGCGAUAUUCCUCAAAGAGGCUAAUGCCAUUUCUGUUGAGCUGAAGAAGAGGGUUCAAUUUCAAUUUACUCUACUUACGGACACCCUCUACUCACCUCUGCCACCGGACCUACUGCCGGCAAUUGACGAUGACGAGGAGGAGGAGAGACCCUUCCCUCGUACAAUCGUCGCCGUUGAGGUGCAAGACACCAAGAAUGGUGCCACUCACUACUGGACACUCGACAAAUUACGACAGCGCUUGGAGCUGAUGCGUCACAUAUACAAUGAAGACUUGAGUCCCAGCACUCCGGAGGCCAAAGAGGAUAUAUUCCAAUGUCUCACGGCCUACUCUAAUCAGAGGUUCUCACUCGCAAAUCUUUUGCCUUCGAGACAACGGCUGGAAUUGAUGAGAGAGAUGUAUCACAAUGAGGCAGAGCUUUCACCUACAUCACCAGAUUACAAUAUUGAAAAUAUCACGGGGGGUGAUCCAUUCUACGACAGAUUUCCCUGGUUCCGCAUGGUUGGAAGAUCAUUCGUAUACUUGAGCAACCUGAUGUAUCCAGUGCCUCUGAUUCACAAGGUAGCCAUCGUAAAUGAGAAGGGUGACGUCAAGGGCUACCUUCGUGUCGCCGUUCAAGCAGUUGUCGAAGAGGAAAACAGUGAAUACUCAAGUGGAGUGCGACAGUCAGCCCGAAUUUCCUUUGAGGACGAUCUCUUUGGUAAUGCCCGCCAGGGAAAACGGACCCUGUUGGCGCAGACACUCGAGAAGAAUCAACAGAUUAUGAUGCAAGAGGAGCGAGUCGUGGAGGGUCAAACCGAGGUCAAAGAGGGUCUCAAGGAUGAGGAGGAAGUGGGUGAUGCAGACAGUGGACGGGGUGACAGUUCAGUAGCCAGUGACAUGAAGGAAGAGGAAUUACCUGAUCACCUGCAGUCUGGUGUUGAGUUCACUUUCAGGGUGACAGUGCUGCAGGCAAUGGGCAUAUCUACCGAAUACGCUGACAUUUUUUGUCAAUUUAAUUUCCUACACAGACACGACGAGGCAUUCUCCACUGAGCCCGUGAAGAAUACGGGCAAGGGGAAUCCCCCGGGUUUUUAUCACGUACAGAAUAUUACCGUAACCGUUACAAAAUCAUUCUUGGAUUAUUUGAAAACUCAGCCAAUUGUAUUUGAAGUCUUUGGACAUUAUCAACAGCAUCCACUGCACAAAGAUGCCAAGUUAGAUUAUGGGGUUAGACAGCCGCCGAAACGCAUGUUACCACCGUCAAUUCCCAUAAGUCAACCAGUUCGUUCACCCAAAUUUGGUUCAGUUCUGCCUUCUCCCAGCACUUCCCAUGUACACGCAAAGUACGAUGUUCUUGUUUGGUUUGAGAUUUGUGAAUUGGCACCGAAUGGUGAAUACGUACCAUCAGUUGUCGAUCACAGUGAUGAUCUUCCCUGCCGAGGACUCUUCCUCCUGCAUCAGGGUAUUCAGCGUCGUAUUCGUAUUACAAUUGUUCAUGAACAGGCGUCUGAGCUUCGUUGGAAGGACGUGAGGGAGUUGGUUGUUGGUAGAAUUCGAAAUACUCCGGAGCCCGAGGAGGAGGACAAUGACUCCUCGGUGCUCUCACUGGGACUCUUCCCCGGGGAGUAUGUCGAAAUUCCUGGUGAUGAUAGGUGUAUGUUUAGAUUUGAGGCCGCUUGGGACAGCUCUCUGCACAAUUCAGCUCUUCUCAAUCGAGUCACGUCCUACGGUGAGCAGAUCUUCAUGACGAUUUCGGCAUAUUUAGAGCUGGAGAACUGUGGACGGCCUGCGAUAAUCACGAAGGAUCUCAGUAUGAUCAUCUACGGGAGGGACGCCAGGGUUGGCCCUAGAUCCCUCAAGCAUUUGUUCAGCGGUAGCUAUAGGAAUCAAGAAGCUAAUCGACUCAGUGGUGUCUACGAAUUGGUGCUGAGAAGAUCCUCAGAAGCUGGUGUGCAGAGGCGUCAACGCAGGGUAUUGGAUACAAGUUCAACUUAUGUCAGGGGUGAGGAGAAUCUACAUGGAUGGCGGCCACGGGGUGACAGUCUCAUAUUCGAUCAUCAGUGGGAGCUUGAGAAGCUCACGAGGCUGGAGGAGGUGGAGAAAAUAAGGCACACACUCCUACUCAGGGAGAAACUUGGAAUUGAUAAGGUGGCACUCUGUAACAAGACUAGUCACGACUUCACCAAGAGCGAGAAGGUACGGGCAUCCCUGGUACGUCCAUGCGUAUUAGAGGAGGUCUGCAACAUGGUGGCAAAGGCGACUAACGAGCCUCACGCCAGUCCCGUAAAGCUCAAGAAAUCGGCGAGCAAAGAUGUCUACGAACCGUGGGACAUGACCGAUCACGAGAAGGAAUUGGCAACGAAGUAUGUGAAGCUGAUUCAGGGAAGAAUUCCAAAUAAAGAGCCCAUUGUUCUCUCAGACGUAUCACCUGGUGACGAUACCAUAACCGAUAUGUCAAAUUCAAUGAUGUCGUCUGUUGUAUCAUCAUCAUCUCAAGAGUCAGUAUUAUCCAGAAGCUGUUAUCAUUCAGCCGAGCAGCCGGCUGGGAUUAUUAUCAGGAGCUGUUCUAAGUCCUGCAUCUUUAGGUUGAGUUCACCGGAGCGGGCUAGACUCCAGGAGCUUCAGGAGAGCAUGAUGGCGGGUGAAUCGGCCAGUCAGUCUAGUUCUCUGGCGCCAGCACCACUGGGCUCGACUUCACCGUUGAAGGAGAGUUUGGUGCUGUAUGUGCCGGAGGUCGAGGAGAUUCGCAUAAGUCCGGUGAUCGCGAGAAAGGGAUAUCUCAAUGUUCUCGAGCACAAGACAAAUGGAUGGAAGAAGAGAUGGGUUGCCGUCAGGAGACCGUACGUAUUCAUCUUCAGGGAGGAGAAAGAUCCUGUUGAGCGGGCGCUCAUCAAUUUGGCCACAGCGCAGGUCGAGUACUCGGAGGAUCAGCUGGCCAUGGUUAAGGUGCCGAAUACUUUCAGCGUUGUCACUAAGCACAGAGGCUACUUACUGCAGACCCUCGGCGACAAAGAAGUAUACGAUUGGUUGUACGCGAUAAAUCCACUUCUCGCCGGUCAAAUAAGAUCCAAAUUAGCCCGCAAGGGACCGACAACAAAUUCAACAACAAUCACCCUAUCUGCCCCACCUCCCGACACACAGACACAGGCCAAGUGAGUCGCGGAAUCGCUGGCCGAGUACGUGAGUAUCAUCACCGAGGCAUCAACAAAAAUAAUAAGACGAUCCCAUCGAGUCAUCGAGGCCCAGGACUUUUGUAGAUUUCGAUUCACGGUGAUCUUUGAGUGAGUUAUCACAACUAUUGAUUUUUUACGAAUAUUUUGUUACGAAGCGAGUGGAGAUGUAUGAAAAAAAUUGAUAGAAAUAUCUAGCUUAUGAAUUCUAUUGACAUGAAUCUAUUAGUUCUUUGUGUUCAGUCUAGGAACAAUAUGCGAUGCCCCUUGCAUUUUCUAAAAUAUAUUUGGCUAUAGAAAAAUUGCCCUCCGUUGCUUUCCUUCAGUAAAAUAUAUUUUAAAUGUUAGGAAUUUGCAUAAUCUUCUGUAGAAACGGUGUAAAACUAAAUAGAAAUUUUCAAUAGAAUUCUACUACAAUGAUGGGAAAAUGCUAGAUUUUUUUCUAUUACAUUUUUUUCAUGUGUACGAUGACGAUUAUCGAUCCUACAGUAGUAUACAUAUAUCGAUACAAGUGCGACGAGUUUUUGACGACUAGGAAGUUACCCACUCGAGGGUCUGCCACUGCUGCUAAUCACACGAGCUGAAUAAUUUCACAGGUCAGAGAUAUCUGAUUUAAACGUAUUUUUUGCCAAUAAUUUUAUUUUCGUCGAGAGACUCAUUUAUAAUUUCAUUCUCAUUACGUCGUGCGAGAGCAUAGCCAGUUAGAAAGGCAUUUAAUGCACGAGGUGCAUACAGCAGCAGUGGCAAAAAAUCUUAAUAUCUCUCCGAAUGUUCGUGAGAACGUUUCCGCGGUUGAGAGUCUCGGUAAAUCUUCAGCAAAAAAACUUGUCAAGUAAGAUCAAGGAUCAAUUGUCAUAUUUGAAACGAUGCUUGAUACCGACGAAUGUCCAAAAAUCCUGAGCACGAAUUUUCAGUAGAUAUUUAUGUGUUUAAUUACUGUCAAUUCGAAAAUCAUAAUUUUCAAGAUGAAUUUAGAAAAGAGCUGAAUCACAAUGUAUAGACGUUAAUAUUCGUUCUGCCGGCGCUUUUACAAACUCUCAAUUCCAUUCAUUAUCGUGAAAAUGUAUUGAAAAAUAUUUCACAUCGGCCUCUUGGCAGUUUCUCUUGUGUUACAUGAAAAUGUGUAAAUAUCAUUGGGAGACGUGUGAGUGAAUGUCAAAUUCCUCACUUUGAAAAAAAAUCGCCCCCAGAAUUAUUCUUGAUUUUUAAUUAAUUUUGUUACUAGUUCCCAAUCGUUGUUAAUAUUGAUUAGAAAUGAAAUAUAUUAUUAGUUAAUUAACCAUUCUACCAUGACUUUUCGUAAGUUAUCUAGGCCAUGAAGCUCUCGUAGUAAUUUUCAUUCGAUUCGAUCCAUAAAAUUAUACAGUCAUCAAUGCAUAUUAAUUUUUUGGAAUCGCCGUGAGACAAAGAACAAAAAUUUCCCCCUCCUACUUUUCGACGUAUCUUACAACACUGAAUGAUAGUAUUCGCGACGCGAAGGUCACGGUAUUUAUUGUUGACAUGAGCGAGAAAGAUAAACAUGAUGUAACAGUGAGGAACGAAUUGAACGCUUCGAGAUAGGUAAUCUUGUAUAUAAAAAAAAAUCCACAAAUAUAUUAAUGAAAAAUGAGUCACCCAGUAAAUAUGAAAGAAGCAUUGUAGUUUUAAGAACUGAUUAAUUGACAAGAAUAAAUAAUGAGGCACGCUUUUUUAUUUAAUCCGAAUGUUCUGGCUGGAUUUGACUGUAAGAACAUUCUAAAAUGGUGACUCUGACGGAGAUUUUUCAGACUACCUCAUUCUUUUGAAGCUCUGAUUAUUUUUCGAUGUUUAGUGAAUAUUUCAAUCAAUAACUGAACUUUCGGCCAAAUUGAUUUUACAUUUUACAAAACUCGUAUUCAAGGUUAAUCGUGAUGACGUUCGGGGCACAAUAUCACGAAAGCUUUAAGCUCAAUCUCAGACUUAUGAGGAAAUAAAGCUCUCACUAGUUGAUCAAAUUGACCGUUCUACGGGAACUUGAACUUGAGUUAUUUUCAACCCAGAAAAAAAUUAUUGGAGCUUAAAAAGCUUGGAAUUUGUCUUUAAAAAAUCUGUCAAUGACAUCUACCUAGUUUAAUUCAAUUCUAGUCAUGAUUAAACGUUAAAUAAAGGGUAAAAUAAACUUAAUAUUUAAAUUAAGUAUUUGGAAAAAUUACCAACGGACAUGAACACUCAUUCGAAAUGAUAAAUAAUCCAUCAACCAAACGUACGCGGACAGAUGAGAAGAAAAAAUAUAUUGAGGAAAAAAAGGACAAAUUAAUACAACUGUGUUACCAAUUUUCUUGCUUGCUGACUGUUGUAGUGAUUGAUAGUUUUAUUUUGUUAAACGGUAUAAAAAAACAUAUAAUAUACAUUUAAAAAACACCGAUCAUAAGUAUUGAAUAUUCAUGGUAACUGUUGGAUAAAAAAUGAAAAAAAAAAAUGGUGUUUUUGGAAAAUAUCUGAAUGAUCUCAUGGCUCGACUCUUGAAAUUGAGAAAAAAUUAUUCGGAAACUGAUAAAGAAUACCACAAUAGGAUUAACUUCUAUGAAUGAAAAUAGUUUAUAUAUAUACGAGGAAUAUAAAUAUAUAUAAAUAUGAAUAAAUUUAAUAUUUACCGUGAUGAAGUACGAUGUCGCGAAAGAGAGUGAAUUAUUUAAAGAAAAUUUUAACAUGUCGUUGACACGAUGUACACCAACGGUUUAAUCUGUAUUACAUGAAAAAAAAACUGUGACUGCAAACAAAAAAAAAUAAUAACUGAGUAUGUAAAUCCGUGUAUUUGUUUUUCAUUGAUGGUGAUGAUGGAUGAGAGUAACUAAAAUAUGUAAUUCUCAUGCAUUAAACAAAAGUCGUUAUUUCUGUUUCAACUUGAAUCAAUAUUUCAGGCAUGAUAACGUAACAGUUUCAAGAAGAUAUAAAAAGUAAAGAAACUAACAAGUAACAAUUUUAAUGCUGAUGAAAAAAAAUAAACGUGCAUUUAUUAUU